UAAGAACACUAAAAAUAAACAUUAACAUACCUUAGUUCUGUAUCUUCUACUUGAAAUUUCACAUUUUCUUCUGUUAAGUCUGAUAUGUGCACGGAUGGUUGAUUUGCGUAUGGCAUUUUAAAGAAAAUAUAUUUCAAAACUGAUACACUUAUGUAAAAUAUAGAAUACUUUCUAAACUUAUCAAUAAUUAUUAUAAGUUUCUAACUUAUUUUGAUCUCGUAAAUCUUUAUAACUUUUCCAAAUACUGCAACUCAAACAAACUUUAAUCCAAAAUUAUUUGAAGGUUAUGAUUCCUAACAGUACAGCCAAUCAUACAAAUAUAAUACUUAUAGUUCCAUUUUUUUCGGAAUUCUUUAUUUUGCUAAUAAUAUUAAAUAUGUUCAUAUAUAUAGAUCUAGAUCUAGAUGUAGAUAUUUGAACAGCACAUGUCCAAUAUUUUAAAAAGUAUAGCUUAUAAUAAUCAUAUGGUAACUAUGGAGAUCAUUUAUGUGUACAACAAAUAUCAUGUGCAAACGAUAUUAAUUUUAAAUGUUUAGUAAAAUAAAACUUAAAUUUUUUUAUGUAAAUUUCUUAUAAUAAAUAAUAAAAAAUAAGUUCAUAAAAUUAUAUUAUUAUAAAAUUCAAUAUUUAAGAUUUUACUAUGGAGAAAUAUAUUAUUUUGGAUAAAAUUGGUGAAGGUGCGCAAGGAUUGGUUUUAAAAGGAUAUCAUAGAUCUACUGAACAAGAAGUUGCAUUAAAAAGAAUACUUUUAAAAAAGGUAGAAGAAGGUAUAUCUGUAUCAGUUAUACGAGAAGUUAAAACGCUUCAACAGUUAAAACAUCCUUAUGUCAUAGAACUAUUAGAUACUUUUCCAUUAGGUUUAGAUUAUAUAAUGGUUUUUGAGUAUAUGCCUACAGGAUUAUGGGAAAUAUUAAAAGAUAAUAAUAUUUCAUUAACAAUACCACAAAUAAAAAUAUAUAUGAAAAUGCUUUUAGAGGGUAUAGCAUACGUACAUGGAAAAAAUAUAAUACACAGGGAUUUAAAACCUGCUAAUUUAUUGAUAAAUAAUGAAGGUAUUUUAAAAAUAGCUGAUUUUGGAUUGGGAAGAUUAAUGUGGCAAGAUAUUUCUAAACCAUAUUCUCACCAAGUUGCUACAAGAUGGUACAGAGCCCCUGAAUUAUUGUAUGGAGCAAGAUAUUAUACAUCAGCUAUUGAUAUGUGGUCUGUUGGUUGUAUUUUUGGUGAAAUGCUUAAUAAUUCACCUUUGUUUCCAGGAGAAACAGAUAUUGAACAAUUAGCAAUAGUAUUAAAAUAUUUAGGAUCUCCUACUGUUGAAUCAUGGCCAGAAUUGAUUACAUUACCUGAUUACAAUAAAAUUACAUUUCCAUAUAAUAAAGGUACAACGUGGGAAAACAUUAUACAGGAUGCUGAACCAGAAGCUAUUGAUUUAAUUAAACAAAUUCUUAUAUAUAAUUCAUCAAACCGUCUUUCUGCUAAAGAAACACUGCAACAUAUAUAUUUUUAUUCUAAACCUUAUCCAUCUGCAGGAGAUUUAAUAAAGCCAUCACAAGAUCAUCGACUUUUAGUAAAACCUAAAGAGGUUGAAGUUAGUAUCCCAAUAACAAGUCUUUUUAAAGCUCUUCUAAAUACUAUAUAAAAAUAUAGAUAUAUUUUUAAAAAUGAAUUAAGGAUAUAGUAUGUAUAUAGAAAAUACAAAAAUGUGGAAUGCUACUUUAAUAAAAAUAAUUUAUUUAUUAAACUAUA
Molecule: messenger RNA, 1743 nt
Organism: Vespa velutina
Lineage: Eukaryota; Metazoa; Arthropoda; Insecta; Hymenoptera; Vespidae
Product: cyclin-dependent kinase 20-like
Exons: 5
Coding region: 641-1636 (331 amino acids)
Biological process (GO): protein phosphorylation
Cellular component (GO): nucleus
Molecular function (GO): ATP binding; cyclin-dependent protein serine/threonine kinase activity
Source: RefSeq, a predicted model, not a curated record